This is a messenger RNA of Penicillium cataractarum, 226 nucleotides long. RefSeq lists its product as uncharacterized. The transcript has 3 exons. NCBI's taxonomy places the organism in Eukaryota, Fungi, Ascomycota, Eurotiomycetes, Eurotiales, Aspergillaceae. Gene Ontology annotation, cellular component: mitochondrial outer membrane translocase complex. The record is from RefSeq and is a predicted model, not a curated record. Gene Ontology annotation, biological process: protein import into mitochondrial matrix. The coding region runs from base 5 to 187 and encodes 60 amino acids.
CAAAAUGGCUCCUAAGCGCGUCGCUGCCUCCAACUCCUCCCGUCCUCAGAAGAGCUUCCUGAGCACCGUCUACGACGAGGCCACCAACCCGGAGAACGCCACCAUUGUCCGCAGCCUCCUGGUCUUCGGUGCCGGUGUCGCUUUCCUCCACAGCAGCCUCGGCGAGCUCCUCCUCCCUCCCAUGUAAAAUCAUUUUACACCCUGAAUCUUCUCUCGCUCGAGUCAA